Molecule: messenger RNA, 2884 nt
Organism: Gopherus flavomarginatus (Mexican gopher tortoise)
Lineage: Eukaryota; Metazoa; Chordata; Testudines; Testudinidae
Gene: KIRREL1
Product: kirre like nephrin family adhesion molecule 1
Exons: 15
Coding region: 35-2311 (758 amino acids)
Biological process (GO): cell-cell adhesion
Cellular component (GO): cell-cell junction
Molecular function (GO): cell adhesion molecule binding
Source: RefSeq, a predicted model, not a curated record
GAUCCCCCCCAGCUCCCGGGCCAAAGGCAGGAGCAUGCCGAAUCUGCGGCUCUUUCUGCUCUGGGUUGUGACUCUGGCUGACACGCAGUGCCAAGUUGUCCAGACCCGGUUCAGCGAGGAGCCGGAGGAUCAGACCGUGGUGGCCGGGCAGAGGCUCGUCCUGUCCUGCGUGGUGCUGAACUACUCCGGGAUCGUGCAAUGGACCAAAGACGGUCUGGCGCUGGGCAUGGGGCAGGGGCUGAAAGCCUGGCCGCGCUACCGGAUCAUCGGCACGGCAGACUCCGGACAAUACAACCUGGAGAUCACCGACGCCGAGCUCUCGGAUGACGCCUUGUAUGAGUGCCAGGCCACAGAGGCAGCGCUGCGCUCCCGGCGGGCCAAGCUCACCGUCCUGAUUCCCCCUGAAGACCCGGUGAUCGACGGGGCCCCCGAGAUCCUGCUGCGGGCAGGCACCCCAUACAACCUGACAUGCCGGGCUCACAGCGCCAAGCCCGCCGCCACCAUCGUCUGGUUCCGGGAUGGGCUGCAGCAGGAAGACGCCAGCACCAGCACGGAAGUGUUAGCAGACGGCAAGAGGGAAACCACGGUCAGCCAGCUCCUCAUCAACCCCACAGACGCAGACAUCGGGCGGGUCUUCGUCUGCCGGAGCACCAACGACGCCGUCCCGGCUGGCAAGGAGACCUCCAUCAAGCUGAACGUGCACCAUCCCCCCACGGUCACCCUCUCCAUCCAGCCCCAGACGGUGCAGGAAGGUGAGCGGGUCGUCUUCACCUGCGUGGCCACUGCCAACCCGGAGAUCAGAGGCUACAGGUGGGCCAAAGGUGGCGUGAUCAUUGAAGAAGCCAAGGACAGCAAGUACGAGACGCAGGUGGAUUAUUCCUUUUUCACGGAGCCCGUCUCGUGCGAGGUGCACAAUGACGUGGGAAGCACCAACGUCAGCACCCUGGUGGACGUGCACUUCGCCCCUCGGAUUGUGGUGGAUCCCAAGCCCACAACCACCGACAUCGGCUCAGACGUGACGCUGACCUGCGUGUGGGCCGGCAACCCCCCGCUGACCCUCACCUGGACCAAAAAGGAAUCCAACAUGGUGCUCAGCAACAGCAACCAGCUCUACCUGAAAUCGGUGACCCAGGCCGACGCCGGGCAGUAUAUCUGCAAAGCCAUCGUGCCCAGGAUCGGCGUGGGCGAGCGGGAGGUCGCCCUCUUUGUCAACGGCCCCCCGAUCAUCUCGAGCGAGGCUGUUCAGUACGCAGUGCGCGGCGACCGUGGGAAAGUGGAGUGUUUCAUCGGAAGCACGCCACCCCCCGACCGCAUUGCCUGGGCCUGGAAGGAGAACAUCCUGGAAGCUGGCACGCUGGAGCGCUACACGGUGGAGAGAACCAACACGGGUAGCGGGGUCCUCUCCACCCUGACCAUCAACAACGUGAUGGAGGCCGAUUUCCAGACCCGCUACAACUGCACGGCCUGGAACACCUUUGGGCCGGGGACGGCCAUCAUCCAGCUAGAGGAGAAAGAAGUCCUGCCUGUGGGCAUCAUUGCCGGAGCCACCAUCGGGGCCAGCAUCCUCCUCAUCUUCUUCCUCGUCGCCCUGGUCUGCUUCCUCUACCGGCGCCGCAAAGGAAGCCGCAAGGACGUGACCCUGCGCAAGCUGGACAUCAAGGUGGAGACGGUGAACCGGGAGCCCCUGACGCUGCAUGCGGACCGCGAGGAGGACACGGCCAGCGUCUCCACAGCAACUCGCGUCAUGAAGGCCAUCUACUCGUCGUUCAAGGAUGACGUGGACCUGAAGCAGGAUAUGCGGUGCGACACCAUCGACACGCGGGAGGAGUACGAACUCAAGGACCCAACCAAUGGCUACUACAACGUUCGUGCCCACGAGGACCGCCCGCCCUCCCGCACCGUGCUCUACGCUGACUACCGCACCCCGGGCCCCGCCCGCUACGACAUGCGCCCCUCCUCCCGCCUCUCCCACUCCAGCGGCUAUGCCCAGCUGAACACCUAUAGCCGGGGCCCCGCGUCGGACUACACCACCGAGCCAGCCCCGGGGCCCCCGCCGGGCACUGCCACGGGCGAGACGGCCAGCCAGCUCUCCUACGAGAACUACGGUGGCCACGCCGCCUUCCCGCCCAGCGCCGGCUAUGCCACCUACCGCCUGGGCUACAGCCAGCCCCCCCCGCCCAGCCUGGACCGUGCCCCCUACGACGCCUACGACCCCAUGGGCAAGUACGCCAGCGCCACCCGCUUUUCCUACACCUCCCAGCACUCGGACUAUGGGCAACGGUUCCAGCAGCGGAUGCAGACUCACGUCUGAAGGACCUGGGGGCUGUGGGGGGACGAUCCUCACCGGAGACAUAAGGGGGGUUCACAGGUACUUUGUGACUGUCCUCUGAUAUUCAGGGGCUUUUCCUGAACCCCCCACGCCCAUCCCUCCAGCAGCAGAAUUCUCAGCCUGCCCAGCGACUGCACCCCUAACCGCCUGGAUUCAGGGGAUCCUGGCAUCCGGCUGACUCUGGGGACUCUCUUCCCCUAUAUCUGAGCUUCCAUCCAGCCACCCAUUGUGUUGUCUUCGUUCGUUCUUUUCAGCCCAUGUCUCGAGGGGCCAGCGCCCUCCCCAACUGGAAGGAAAACCAAUUUUUGAGGGGCUGGGGAGCCUCACCCCUACCCCUGCCCUGCUCACGUGUGGCUGGAGGCCGGAGAAAGCGUGCUGGUAGCUGCAGGGGGGGAGAUUCCCUCCCGCGGCCUGGAUCUGGAAACUUGCCCCCGGCCACGCUAGGGAUACCCGAUUUCUUUGCCACGCAUCGGAUCUUUGAGGGGAGACGGGCCAAGAGCUGAACUCCGCCAGGGUGAAAGGUUGUGACAACAAGGUGGGGGAGGGUUGUGGGGC